Molecule: messenger RNA, 2621 nt
Organism: Scatophagus argus
Lineage: Eukaryota; Metazoa; Chordata; Actinopteri; Scatophagidae
Gene: ildr1b
Product: immunoglobulin-like domain containing receptor 1b
Exons: 8
Coding region: 72-1853 (593 amino acids)
Cellular component (GO): plasma membrane
Molecular function (GO): high-density lipoprotein particle receptor activity
Source: RefSeq, a predicted model, not a curated record
ACGUUUUCCUUCAAAUAUUCAGGAUUUUUGGUAGAUUUUGAAGCCUCCGCGGAAGGUUAAAGAGCAACGAGAUGGGAAAUAUGAUACUCAUGGCGCUUCUGCUGUUCCACCUGCCGACAGAGCUGUUGUCCAUCCAGGUGAUUGUUCCUGAGUCAGAAAGGAGGACGACGCUGUUUGCCUCUGUGAUCCUGCCCUGUGACUACUCGACUUCAGCCAAUCCUCAGGAUGUGCUGGUCACCUGGAGGUACAAGUCCUUCUGUAAAGACCCGGUUCUGGAGUACUACUCCACAGCCUAUCAGGCCGCCCUGCAGCUGGGUCAGGACCCGUCCAAUGACUGCCCCGACCGCCAGCGCACAGUCCGCACUGUGAUCCAGAAGAGGGGACUUAAUGAGCCCAUCCUGGGUGCAGACUACAGAGAACGCAAAAUUACCAUUCGAAACAAGGCCGACCUGGUCAUCACCGAGGUGAUGUGGUGGGAUAAUGGCGUGUAUUUCUGCAGCAUCGAUGCUGCUGGUGACACCACAGGGGACUCGGAUCGUGAAGUCAAACUCAUCGUGUACCAUUGGCUGACAGUCCUGUUCAUCAUCAUCGGCGCCCUCCUGUUCAUCAUGCUGCUCGGCAUAUGUUGCUGUCAGUGCUGCCCGCAGAAGUGCUGCUGCUACGUCCGCUGCCCCUGUUGUCCACAGACAUGCUGCUGCCCAGAAAAAGCUGUGAUGCAGCACAGGAUGCUGCAAGAGGCCCGGAAAGCUAUGGCUCCGUGGAUGAAUGGUCAACCCAUUUACGCUCCCGUUAGCUCUAAUGCCUCCUCCCAGGGCGUUCCCAUACUGUAUUCAGGCUCAUACUCAGACUACCCUGUCAAGCAAAACUUUGCCAUGGCUCCCAUGCAGCUGUCACCCUUGACCCUGCAGCAGCAGCAGCAGGCCCCUCCUCCACCCCCUCCUCAUACACAUCAUAUGAAUGGCAGUGUGCAUGGCAGCAGCCACAGAACUGGCCACGUGUUGGACUACCUGGAGAACCAGGUGAGAGGACUGGAUGUGGGGGCACCUCAUAUGGCUCGAUAUGGUGUCCAAAAUGCGCACCCAUUCCAGCCUCAACUCCAGCCUCAGCUCCACCCUCAGCUCCAGCCUCAACUCCAGCCUCAGCUCCAGCCUCAACUCCAGCCUCAACUCCAGCCCCAACUCCAGCCCCAACUCCAGCCCCAGCCAGGUGCUCCAGCUGUUCCCCACACAUCAGGACCCCCAAGCAUGUUGUCAGCUCUUGAUGAGUUGGGGGUCAGGGGGCUGGAGAGAAGGGUGAUCACUCUGCCUCCUAUUAUACAGCGUGUACCCAGUUCUUCUGGUGGAGAUGGAGCCAGGGGCGGUCCCAGAUUACCCAGCCAAUCCAGUGGGAGUACAAAUCGCUCUGGAGGAGGUCUCCCCCACAACAGUCGUGGCUAUAGAGAUGUCUCUCCUCCCAGACGAGGAAUCCUGCGCGAUUACAGCGAUGACUCGGACUGGGAGAACAGGCGAAGAAGAGCGCCUCAAAGGGGUUCGAGGAACGAGACAGGAGGCUCGUCCAGCAGGAGAGGAGGAUCCGGACCUCGUGCUCGUGGUCGUGACGACCUGCUGGAGGAGCUGUACAGCAGGGCAGCUAGGAGGGAGAGGAGCUACUCGCCUCCUCCGCGUCUCAAAGGAUCCUGGAGCUCAGAUGAAGAAGAAGGCAGGAGAAGAAAAGGAGGUAAAGGGAGGGAUUGGUCAGAGAAGCCGCCCAGCUACUCUUCCAUCGAUAACCAGCUGGGAUAUGGUAACAGGCGGAGGAACUACAACCAUCUCUCUGAUAGAAGCUCCCGUAGCAGCACCAGCGUGAUCAUCUGAAGCAUUUCAGUCAUUUUUCACCUUUUCCCAAAAGUUUCAGAAAGGUGAAAGUGAAGACAAACUGCAGAUACCUUCAAUCCGUUCAGUCAGAAGAUAUUUGUUGUGAAAUUUGAUAGUGAGUCCUGAAAAUGUACUGUAUGGAUAUACUUUGACUCUGUAUGCACUGCAUGCCAUUACGACAAAACAAUAUAACUUUUAUGUAUGAAGAAAAGCUGUUCAGCUGAGGCUUUAAAUUGCAGAUAAUUUAAACUGCAAUUAUAUUAAGACUGGUCUCUGAUUGAUGUCUGUAAUUCCUGUUCUUGCUUCUAUUCAAACAUGUAAUUUGUCUGUAUGUGUGAUUUCCUUCUGGUGAUGGAUAAAAGUAUCCUUUUGGUGUUUAUGAAGUAAAUAACAGUUUCAGCAAGCAAAUUGUUGGAUGCUGUGACAUUGUGUAGGUUAUUUAGAUGCAACAUUUUGAACAUGUUAUGUGUUUUUGAUAGACUCAUUGUGAAUUUGUAUGUAUUUUUAAAUGAUUUUUUUGUGUAAUUUCUUGUACUAUUUAAAUGCCUUUUUUAUCUUUAUCUAUUGUUAUCAUUAUUAGACAGCAACAAUAGAAAGUCCAUUACAUUAAGCAUUUGUAAGAAGACUUAGAAGCUCUAACUGAACUGACUGGAUAAACAACACCAACAUAUAAUUAUGUUUUUCAUUCAUGUUUGCUUUUGUCACAAACACAAACAGAUGAGUAUCGUGAUUAAAUGUGUAUGUUUUAAAUAAAACUUUUUAAACACA